CACGGACACACGAACCACUACUACAUGGUGUCAGGACCCAGAGUCACUCUGCAGGCUGUCUGUGCAGCGAACUCCUAGUCGAUGGCUAGUUAUCCUAUAGUUACCCAAAGUUAGCUGACCUUCAUAAUAAAAUAGAAUAGAUUAUAGUACUAUCCUUUAUUGUUACUAUACACAUGUACAGUUAAACUGGGAUUGGCUUUCCCCUCAGAUGUCUAAGACGGAGCAGGUUGGUCUCGACGUCGAGGAGUAUUUCCAGGAGCGAGGGCCGACUGUCACCUUCAGCAACUUGCGCUAUAGUGUUCAGGAGAGGAGGCUCUGCCGCAAGAGAGGUCCUGAAAAGUACAUCCUCAAAGAUGUGAGUGGCAUCAUGAGGCCUGGGAUGAACGCCAUCAUGGGCGCCACUGGAAGCGGUAAAACAUCCCUCCUGGACGUCAUCGCUGGCAGAAAAGACCCCGCGGGACUGCAGCACGGAAAAGUCCUGGUGGAUGGCAGAGCCGUCACGUCUGAGCUCAGGCUCAGCUCUGCCUAUGUGGUUCAGGACGAUAUCCUGAUGGGCACUCUGUCUGUGAGGGAGAAUCUUCUGUUCAGUGCCAACCUGCGUCUCAACCCCAAGCAUCACUCCUCGGCAGAUAAAAACAGCAGAGUCAACACCAUCAUACAGGACCUGGGCCUUACCGACUGCGCAGACACUAAGAUAGGGACGGAGUUUCUGCGUGGCGUGUCCGGAGGGGAGAGGAAGAGGUGCAGCAUCGGGAUGGAGCUCAUCACCUCUCCUUCUCUGCUGUUUCUGGACGAACCCACCACCGGUCUGGACUCAAACACGGCGAACUGCAUCGUCAGUCUGCUGCACAAGCUGUCCAGAAGAGGUAAGACUGUGAUCUUCUCCAUCCACCAGCCACGCUACUCCAUCUUCAGGCAGUUUGACCAUCUGACCCUGAUGCACAAAGGGGAGGUGGUGUACGCAGGAGCGGCACACCAUGCGCUCGAGUACUUCACAAACCUCGGCUACCAAAUUGAGCCCUUCGACAACCCUGCUGAUUUCUUCAUGGACAUCACUAAUGGAGAGGCCAAAUUGACAUUAGAAGCUCCCACUCCAGUAGAAAGUAAAAGCACAUUGGCGACCAUGUACUACCAGUCCCAUCUGCACAAGAAGGUGCUGGAGGAGCUGGAACAUGUGGACCAAAGCGUCGCUGAAGGGGCUGAGGGUCAAGACAAGCCGGCAGAGUACGCCACAUCUUUCCUCUAUCAGAUGCGUGUGGUGUGCGGCAGGACAGUGCUGAACACUCUCAGGAACCCUCAGACCUCUUACGCCCAGAUGGCUCUCAACAUCUUUUUUGCCAUUCUGGUGGGACUCAUUUAUUACCAAAUGCCUCUCACGCUGACGGAGGGUUUACAGAACAGGAGUGGAGCGUUCUUCUUCCUUAUCAUCAACAUGGUGUUUGGGAAUCUCUCCGCUGUCGAACUCUUUAUCAACGAGAGGGCGAUCUUCAUUCACGAGAACUCGAGCGGCUAUUACCGAACAUCUGUCUACUUCUUGUCGAAGAUCUUUGGUGACCUCGUCCCCAACCGCAUCAUCCCCAUCUUUGUAUUUUCAGCCAUCGCCUACUACAUGAUGGGGUUGAAGCCCGCCUUCACAGCGUUCCUGUGUUUCGCCCUGACCAUGUCUCUGGUCAGCCUGGCCGGAGUCGGUCUGGCCUUCCUCGUCUCGGCGAGUGUGUCUUCAUUUGCCAUGGCUAACAUUCUCAUCGCCCUGCCCUUUGUCUUCAUGAUGGUCUUUGGUGGUUUUCUCGUUGAUCUCAAUGGCAUGCUGAACUGGCUCUCCUGGCUGAAGUGGAUCAGCAUCUUCAGAUAUGGAUUGAACGCUGCAUACAUCAACGAGCUGACGGGACAGCUCUUCUCCGGCAACAACACUGUUAUCCCAGGGGAGGUGUUCCUGCAGUCCCAGGACAUCGACUACUCCACGUGGGGCUUCUGGCAGAACCAGGUGGCUCUGCUGGGAAUCAUAAUGGUCUGCAUGAUCCUGGCCUACAUACAGCUGCGACGAGUAAACCGCUGGAAAUGAUGCCCGGGGCCAUCUGUUCAUGUGUCUUUAUCUUAUUUAUUUAACAAGCAAAAAAAACCAAAACAAACAACCACAAUAAUUCAAAGUUGCUCUGUCCUAUUCUACACGUGUGCUUCCUAAUGUGUUAACUUAAAUUGUUAUUUAGCAUCACAAUAGUUGUUGAACAUUACACGUGGAAUCUCUCUCUCACUCACUUACGUGGUCACACAUAAACAAACACACACACACACACACACACACACACACACACACACACGUGUCGUAACAUUUGACUCCCAGGCGGAUAAGCUGCCGCUAAAGCACACUCGGUCUGUGCACGAGGGAAAGAAAGGCAACAGCCGAGCCAACGUCUAAAUCCUCAUAAAGCUACUUAGAGCGAGAGGGAGACAACAACAAUAGUCGGCACAUAAAGGUGUUUCCCUUUUUUUCCCACGGCGGAAUGUACCUUUUUUGUUCUGAUGAAAUGCAAUGUAAAGUAUGGGUGUUAACUCAAGCUGAAAUGUGAUAAGAGAAAAAGAAAGAGUCAAAGGUGACGUAAAAGCUUUCAAAAAUGUUCUCCCAACAAUUUUAUUUUACUCACCUUAAGGAAAAUCAUCUGACACCAUUCUGUCUGACAGUAACACGUACACUAUAUCCUAUUGACUGGAGAAUUAUUAUGUUUAUAUCGAGUGAAAUAUUCAAGACUCUUGUAGCUGCAGUAUGUUUUGUGUAUCAUUUUACACAAAUCCCCCUCCCCAGUCAUGAUAUUUAAAUCUUUGGAAAUUAAAUUAAAGUUUUAUGAAGGCUGACAAUCUCAAGACUCAAAGCCAUCCAAAGACCCAGAUUGAGUCUGUUAGAGGUGCUCUUUGUACAGGGAAACAUAUAGGUGUAAAAAAAAUCACAAGAGAAACUUAAAGGCACCAUCAAAGCUAUUAGAAAGCCUUCGUUGUCACAGCUUCAUGCCAAAAAGCAAAGUUUAUUUUUAUGCUGAGGCAAUGAAGGCAUUUUAAUAGUUCAGUGCUUUAGAAUUUGUCAUAUGAUUUAAUGAAGUUUGUUGCCUUUAAACAUGUGCUCCUGUAACCUUCACACUGUAUUCACGAAGCUCUGUUUUGAAUGAUGUUGCGUAGCACAAGUUUGAAAUUAUUGUCACAAGUUUUAUCGGUGGCCAAUUUUAGAAUUGUAAUAAAGUGUUAUUUUUGA
Acanthopagrus latus (yellowfin seabream) is the source of this 3241-nucleotide messenger RNA. RefSeq names its product ATP-binding cassette, sub-family G (WHITE), member 2b (gene abcg2b). The transcript has 16 exons. The record is from RefSeq and is a predicted model, not a curated record. Gene Ontology annotation, cellular component: plasma membrane. Lineage: Eukaryota; Metazoa; Chordata; Actinopteri; Spariformes; Sparidae. The coding region runs from base 209 to 2062 and encodes 617 amino acids. Gene Ontology annotation, molecular function: ATP hydrolysis activity; ATP binding; ABC-type transporter activity.